Molecule: messenger RNA, 4583 nt
Organism: Anas platyrhynchos (mallard)
Lineage: Eukaryota; Metazoa; Chordata; Aves; Anseriformes; Anatidae
Gene: HOMER1
Product: homer scaffold protein 1
Biological process (GO): G protein-coupled glutamate receptor signaling pathway
Molecular function (GO): G protein-coupled glutamate receptor binding
Source: RefSeq, a predicted model, not a curated record
CCCCGCCGCCGCCUCCUCCUCCUCCUCCUCCUCCUCCUCCUCCUCUCCUCCUCAUCCUUUUUCCUCCUCCUCGUUGUCGUCGUCCUCCGGCCGCCGCACGCCGGGAGCCCGAUGCCGGUGCCGCGGCUCGCCCAGCCUCCUCGGGAAGAUGCGCCGCUGCCCGCCGCGCUGCCGGCGGGGCUGCUGCUAGCCGGAGCGGCGGCGCGGAGCCCUGCGCCCACCGCCUGCCCCCGUCCCUGAGCCGCCAGCGCCGCAGCCGCCAGCCCCGCGCGGAGAGGAGGCGCCGCAGGGAGGAGGGGACCCGUCUGCCCCCGGAGCCGCUGCCUGCGGGCGGCCAUGGGAGCCCGGCCCGCGGGGGGCGCUCCCUAGGGUGCGGGCGGCCGCCGCCGAGGUCCCCCCGCCUCCCCCAGCCCCGGGCCUGCGAGGCGAGGAGCGGCCCGCGAGGCACCGCCGGUGCCCGGCACCGCCAUGGGGGAACAACCCAUCUUCAGCACCCGAGCUCAUGUCUUCCAGAUUGACCCAAACACUAAGAAGAACUGGGUUCCCACCAGCAAGCAUGCUGUUACUGUGUCCUACUUCUAUGACAGCACAAGAAAUGUCUACAGGAUAAUCAGUUUGGAUGGCUCCAAGGCAAUAAUAAAUAGCACUAUCACCCCCAACAUGACAUUUACUAAAACAUCCCAGAAGUUUGGCCAAUGGGCAGACAGCAGAGCGAAUACAGUCUAUGGCUUGGGAUUUUCAUCUGAGCAUCAUCUGUCAAAAUUUGCGGAAAAAUUUCAGGAAUUCAAAGAAGCUGCGCGGCUGGCAAAAGAAAAAUCCCAAGAAAAGAUGGAGCUAACAAGUACACCUUCCCAAGAAUCAGCUGGAGGGGAUAUUCAGUCUCCUUUAACACCAGAAAGUAUCAAUGGGACAGAUGACGAGAGAGCGACGCCGGAGGUGACACAGAAUUCAGAACCAAGGGCUGAACCAACCCAGAACGCAUUGCCAUUUACCCAUAGUUCGACAAUCAGCAAGCAUUGGGAGGCAGAACUGGCCACGCUCAAGGGUAAUAAUGCUAAGCUCACAGCAGCCCUGCUGGAGUCCACUGCCAAUGUAAAACAAUGGAAACAACAGCUUGCUGCAUAUCAGGAGGAAGCAGAACGUCUUCAUAAGCGGGUGACUGAGCUAGAGUGUGUGAGCAGUCAAGCCAAUGCAGUCCACACACAUAAAACAGAAUUAAACCAGACAAUACAGGAAUUAGAAUCUACGCUGAAGAAAAAAGAAGAGGAAAUAGAAAGAUUGAAACAAGAAAUUGACAACGCCAGAGAGCUCCAGGCACAGAGGGAUUCUUUGACCCAGAAGUUACAGGAAGUAGAAAUUCGAAACAAAGACCUGGAAGGCCAGCUGUCUGAUCUAGAGCAACGUCUGGAGAAAAGUCAGAAUGAGCAAGAAGCUUUUCGCAAUAACUUGAAGACACUUUUAGAAAUUCUUGAUGGAAAAAUAUUUGAACUAACAGAGUUACGGGAUAACUUGGCCAAGCUGAUAGAAUGCAGCUAAAGAAAAUGGGAUUUCAGUGCCAAUCAGCUUAAAGAUGCACUGUCUCUCUUUGUAGGACUGUGUUGGGCUCUGCAUCAAAGUUGCACAAAAUUAGAAAAUGCUCCUCUGAGAGGGCUUGUUUUAAAUUUGAGUCAUAUUUCAAUGUAAAAUUUAGAACUCAGCUUGUAGCUAGUUGAAGAAAAAGAAACAACGAACAAAACAAAAAACUUGAAUUACAAAUUACCUCCUUGUACAUUAUUGGCCAUAGAUAACUUGAAAGAUAUUAACAGUAAUUGAAUGCAAUCCUUUUCUAAUUAUCCAGAGAUGGAAGAAUUAGCAGUGUCCCAGGUCACAUCCCCUUUUUGUGAUAGACACAAUAUAGGUUAUUUGCUGUUUUAUUUAUUUAAAAUAUUUAAUUGCUGUGUUUUGUGCAAGAAGUUAGUGAUGACAGCCCUGUAUUUUGUUGUUCUUAAUAAUUUCUCAGGAUACUUUGCACUGUGUAGAAACAGUGCCAUUACCAAUUUAUUCUUGCCAGGGGUGAGAGAGAGUUGCAUCUUUAAUUGAAAUGAAGUUACUAACUGCUUGUGUAAAGUUCUUCCUUUUGGGGUACUUCAGUUGGUUGGUCAGUUGGUGGUUGUUUUUUUUGCUUGUUUGUUUGUUGCUUUUGUUUUUGCCUUUUUUUUUUUUAAUUUAUUUACUUAUAUAAAAGACGUAUUUGUUUAUGAAAUUUAUGCAAGUGUUCUACAAUAUUGUCCAAUGUAAGGUUUGUAAGGUUUACUUUUUCACAUGAAUUUCAUGUAAUUACAGUGAGAUACUAUCUUCCACUAAAUUGUAUUUUGAAGCCAACCAAUGAUGGCAGGUGAGUCCCCCAGGAAAAAAAAAAAAAAAAAAAGAAAAAAAAAGGAAAGAAAGAAAGAAAAAAAAAAGAAAGAAAGAAAAAAAAAGAAAUGAGAACUUUUAUUGUAAAAUUUAACAUGCACAGGUAACAAGAAAUAGCAAGCCAGUCAUUUGUUUUCUGGCCUUGCUGCGUGUAUCAAAUAUGUAUGUUGAAUUAACUGUUAGCCUGUUCUGCAGGAGACUUUUUCAGAAUGUCACAUGAAUGUCAGGUUUUGUUAUAAUGGCUUAUGGGGAGCACUGUUUAUUAUAGACUGCAUUAAGAGCAUAGAGCUAUUGCAAGGGAUUACUCAUAUACUGAACUUGUCCUGCCAAGAAAGCUGUUUCUAGAAGUUUUGUUGUCAUAACAAAUUGAAAUGGAGACAUGUUUACUCUUUUAUGGGUCUUCAUAUCACAUCUUUAUUGAAAUGACACCAGGCAAUAUUCUGAACUGUUAGCUAAAUGUUUAAAAACAGGAAAUAAUUGAAUUCAAUUAUCCUCAGUGAGCAGGUUUUAAAGUUGUUCUGAUGUAAUUUUAACAGACUUUUGGCAAACACACAUUUCUUUAUAUAACAGAUUUCUUUAAAAAAAAACACACACACAACUCUUUGAAAGGUAAGCCAAGUGUCCUGUGUCUCGCAUCAAAGUACAUUCUUGCCAUAAAUUGCUUGUAACUUUGAAGAGGGCUUUUUUAAAAGGUACGAAUGAGUGUCAGACUUCAGAGUCGAAAGAUGCACUGACCUUUGUUUGCUCCCCAAAUUAUUUGAAUGUUAAACAAGAAAUCUAGCUGCUUAUUAAAUUUGUACAACACAAUGUUCUCCACUUAGAAACUGCUAUUGAAAACUAGAAAAGUUUGUUUUAUGUGUGUACUGUAUGUAUAUACCAUAUAAUACACACAAGUUAUCAUUUAUAUUAGAAAUACAUGCUUUAUUUCUAAGAUAUUGUUUUUUUUUUCUUUACCAGUGAUUUAUCAGGUGUCCCCUGACUAGUCAGGAAAAUGGUUUAGGUCAAAUGCUAAACCACCAUGUAUUAUACUGUAUGUAAUGUACACAAUGUUUAAGUUUUAUCCAUAUUUUUAGGGUAUUUUCUCACCUAUUUUAUUUAUUAAUGGGGUGGGGGGAGCUUGAUUCAGCGUGCUACUGGUUGAAAACUUUGUGGUGAGCUACAUGUUUUUCAUUCGGUGGAUUUUAGGCAAUGGUGUGUACAUCUUCAUCAGGUCCACAUGAGCGAGUUUCGCCAGGUUUUAAUUUGCCUUGGUGAUGUUUGGCCCUGAUUCUCCUGUCACUUGUGCUGCUGUAAACCAGAUGUGUCUCUGAUGUGCUGUCAGCAACAUUCAGUUGGCAUAACAUUUGUGGAAGUGCAAGGAAAAUCUGGCCCAUUAAUGCUCGAUGGACAUAUAAGGAUGAAGAAACUAAAAACAAAAGAAAGUUGAUGAUGGAAUAAAUGUAAUAUUAUUUUUAAUGAUAUUAUUAUUGACAUUUUUAAAGAUAUGAUGUCAUUUACAUGUGAGAAAAUAGUGGACAGAAAUAUUUCCACUUAAAUUUUGUGAAUAUGUGUGGUACAUGAGUAUUUCUAUGUAUACGUACACACACAUAUGUAUAUAAAGAACAUGGAAAAAUUUAGAUGUGCACAUUUUUAAUAUUUUCCUAUUGAAAUUAAAUUUUAAAUUGGAAAUUGAUAUUUGAGAAUUUCUUUUCUCAUUCAGUAGAUAUGCUUCAUUUCAUUUUUUACAAUUACUGAGGGCUGCACCUUUGAAUUCCUAAAUAGUUGUCAAACAUAAAUAUGGGGAUAUGGUGGACAUACGUGCACAUAUAAAUAAAAUCUGAAUGCUAAGAGUAUUUUUAAUGUUUAUUUACAGUAGUUGAGUGUUUAGUAACUGAAACCUAAAGUUCAUACUUGGGUGGUUAGACCUACUAUAGCCUCUCAAAUUCUGUUCUAAGAUAGUAGUUUGCCUGUUUGAAAUGUUACUUUUCCCAGAGGCAGGUAUUAAGAAUUGUAUUUAUCGUUGAUGAAACUAUGGGGAUGUAUAUACCUGAAGACAGUGUUGAGUACUGUAGCAUGAAAACAUGAACUUGCACGGGAGAGGCAAGCAGUCACAUUGCAUAUAAUUUGUUUUAUGGCAACUACAGUCAUCAUGUAAAAAAAAAAAAAAAAAAAAAAAAAGCAAAAAGAAUUACAGAAAAAAAAUAAAAACA